Paramecium pentaurelia is the source of this 1551-nucleotide messenger RNA. The record is from the annotation of a GenBank genome assembly. Lineage: Eukaryota; Ciliophora; Oligohymenophorea; Peniculida; Parameciidae.
AAUGGGAAUAUGUGCAUCAAAGAAACAGAAAGAUGAUUUGGCUUUAAAGCCUAAGCAUUGGCCAAGCAGCCCAGGUCGUAGACAUACUGGUAACAGUUUCAAAUAUGGAACUGAUCUUUACAUCAACUUAAAAAAUGGUUAGAUUGACAAUUACUACAUUUUGGGUGAUGUUCUUGGAGUAGGAGCAUUUGGAUAAGUAAUUAAAGCUACCCAUAAGCAAAGUGGAUAAGUUAGAGCAUUAAAAACAUUGGCAAAAAAAAAGAUAAUAAAUGAAGAAAAGGAUAAAAUGUUUGCAGAAGUUAACAUACUUAGAAAACUAGACCAUCCAAACAUAGUUAAACUUUUUGAACUAUUUGAGGAUGCCUAGAACUAUUAUUUAAUAACUGAGUAUAUGCCAUAUCAAUAUAAUUUAGACUUAUCUAAGGAGGUGAACUUAUAAAAAAAAUUCAGGCAUAAAAUACUUUUUCAGAAGCUGAGGCUGCUUACUAUAUGAGAUAACUUUUAUCUGCUUUGCAAUACUGUCAUAAAGCAAAGAUAGUUCACCGUGAUUUAAAAUUAGAAAACCUUAUGCUAAAUGUAGAUUCAGAGAAGCCAGUUUUAAAAGUUAUUGAUUUUGGAACUUCUAGAAAAAUCAUCCAAGAAAAAUAUCUUACAUCUAAAUUAGGAACUGUAAUAAUAUAAGUUAUUUAUUUUAUAGCCUCAUUAUACUGCCCCAGAAGUCUUUAAAUAAUAAUACACAGAAAAAUGUGAUAUUUGGUCUUGUGGAGUUAUCCUAUAUACAUUAUUGUGUGGGUACCUUCCUUUUAAUGGAAGUGAUGCAAGGGCUACAUAGAUAUUGAUAGAAUAUAAUAAGUGGAGUUUUGAUAAGAAUGAUUGGGCUAAUAUAUCUCCAGAAGCUAAGGCAUUUGUUAAAAAACUUAUGACUUACAAUCCAGAUAAAAGAAUAUCAACUGAGGAAGCAUAUUUAGAUCCUUGGUUGUAAGGACAUAUAAAUAAUACAAUUGAUUCAAGAGCUUUAACUCGUUUAUAACAAUUUUAUGUAAUUAAUUUAAAAUCUAUUUUUAGUAAUCUCAUAUUAUAUAAGAAUUAAUUAGAUAAUAUAUAACUUUUCAGGUUCUAACCCCAGAAGAUAAAGCGAAGAUUUUAGAAAAUUUCUAAUCAUUGGAUAAAGAUGGAGAUGGUAGAAUAAAUAGAGAAGAUUUGAUUUUUGGAUUAAAGUAAUCAAAAUUAGAUGAAACUGAAAUUGAGAAAUAAGUGGAUAGAAUUAUGGAAUAAUGUGAUUUUAAUAAAGUUGGUUCUAUAGAAUAUAAUGCCUUUUUGAGUAUAAUGAUAGGAUAAGAAUUAUCUGAGAAAACUAACAAAUUAGAAGAAGCUUUUAAAUAAUUUGAUUUAGAUAAUGAUGGUCUGAUAAAAAAGUAAAAUUUAGAGGAUGUUCUAGGAGGUAUAAUAAUAGAUGAAAGUCAUUGGGAAGAAGUACUAAAAAAAUGUGAUUCUGAUUAAUCAGGGAUGAUAAACAAGGAAAAUUUUAUUAAACUAAUGCAAUAAUUAUGA